This is a messenger RNA of Haliaeetus leucocephalus (bald eagle), 1631 nucleotides long. It is a transcript of the gene RCBTB2, whose product is annotated as regulator of chromosome condensation (RCC1) and BTB (POZ) domain containing protein 2. The record is from RefSeq and is a predicted model, not a curated record. The transcript has 11 exons. The coding region runs from base 16 to 1596 and encodes 526 amino acids. Gene Ontology annotation, molecular function: protein binding. NCBI's taxonomy places the organism in Eukaryota, Metazoa, Chordata, Aves, Accipitriformes, Accipitridae.
UUGUCAGCCCUGAAGAUGCUGGAUGUUGGGAAAUGGCCAAUUUUUUCUCUCUGUUCCCAAGAAGAGCUCAAGUUAAUUCGUCAAGCCUGUGUAUUUGGCAGUGCUGGUAAUGAAGUCUUGUAUGCAACUGAAAAUGAUGAGGUUUUUGUGCUUGGCAUGAACUGCAGUGGGUGUUUGGGAACAGGUGACAUGCAGAGCACUAUUGAACCAAGGAGGUUAGAUUCUCUAUGUGGCAAAAAGAUAGCCUGUCUGAGUUAUGGAAGUGGCCCUCAUGUUGUUCUUGCUACAGAAGAAGGAGAAGUGUAUACAUGGGGUCAUAAUGCUUAUAGUCAGUUGGGCAAUGGUACAACAAAUCAUGGUUUCGUUCCAUGUCAAGUCUCUACUAACUUGGUGAACAAGAAAGUCAUUGAAGUUGCUUGUGGCUCUCAUCAUUCUAUGGUCUUAACAUCUGAUGGAGAGGUAUACACAUGGGGUUAUAAUAACUCAGGCCAAGUUGGAUCUGGUUCAACAGCUAAUCAACCAAUUCCUCGAAGAGUUACCAGCUGCCUACAAAAUAAAAUAGUAGUUAAUAUAGCUUGUGGACAGAUGUGCUCUAUGGCUGUGGUGGAAAAUGGAGAGGUCUAUGUCUGGGGUUACAAUGGUAAUGGCCAGCUUGGACUGGGCAGCAGCGGCAAUCAGCCAACACCAUGCCGAAUAGCAGCUUUGCAAGGCAUUCGUGUACAGCGGGUUGCCUGUGGCUAUGCGCAUACGUUAGUGCUAACAGAUGAAGGUCAGAUUUAUGCCUGGGGAGCCAAUUCAUAUGGCCAGUUAGGCACUGGGAAUAAAAGUAACCAGUCUUACCCUACAACAGUUAUUGUGGAUAAGGACAGAGUUAUAGAGAUUGCAGCCUGCCACUCUGCUCACACGUCAGCUGCCAAGACCCAGAGCGGCCAGGUGUACAUGUGGGGCCAAUGCCGUGGGCAGUCAGUGAUCCUUCCCCACCUCACUCACUUUGCCUGCACUGACGAUGUGUUUGCUUGCUUUGCUACCCCUGCUGUUAUGUGGCGUCUUCUAUCAGUAGAGCCUGAUGACCAUCUAACAGUAGCCCAGUCACUAAAGAAGGAAUUUGACAACCCUGAAACUGCAGACCUGAAAUUUCUAGUGGAUGGAAAAUACAUUCAUGUUCAUAAAGUUCUUCUCAAAAUCAGGUGUGAACAUUUUCGUUCCAUACUGAAUAAUGAUGAUGAAAUUAUAGAAAUGAGUGAAUUUUCUUAUCCUGUUUACCGAGCCUUCCUGGAAUACCUGUAUACAGACAACAUUAGGCUCCCUCCUGAAGAUGCAAUAGGACUGCUAGAUUUGGCAACACUGUAUAGAGAAAACAGAUUGAAAAAGCUUUGCCAGCAAACGAUCAAACAAGGCAUUUGUGAAGAGAAUGCCAUUGCUCUUCUUUCUGCCGCUGUCAAAUAUGAAGCUCAGGACUUGGAAGAAUUUUGCUUCAGAUUUUGCAUAAACCAUUUAACUGUUGUUACACAAACUCAAGGCUUUGCAGAAAUGGACCACGACCUCCUGAAAAACUUCAUUAGCAAAGCAAGCAGAGUGGGAGCAUUCCGAAAUUGAGGUCUGACUACCACCAAGCUGAAGAGCACGUCCUC